AUGGUGCAAUUAAUCAAUAUGGAUCAAUCACAAAUCUCUGCACCAAAAAAUGAGAAGGUAGUUCCCCAAGAUAAUGGCAUCGCGAAUGACACACAUAAUGGAAAUAAAGAGCAGCUUAAACAUAUUGCUCAGAAUUCCAACCACACGAAACGACCUAAUGAGUCUGCCGAUAUUUCAGUCUCUCCUGGCCCAAACAAAAAACAGCAUGUAAUAAAAUAUGAGGAUGGCCAGGCGCCAUCUUCUAACACAUCCACACCAAGUGAUUCAGACGGCAGAGCUCAUCGUAGCAGCCAUCCGCUCAGCUCUACGGGUCACCGACCUGUAACUUCAUGUACACAUUGUAGACAACAUAAGAUUAAAUGUAACGCCAGUGAUAAUUUUCCCAACCCAUGCUCGCGGUGCGAGAGAAUGGGCCUUCAUUGCGAGAUAGAUCCACAGUUUAGACCAAAAAAAGGUUCACAACUGCAAAAUUUGAGGAGGGAUGUAGACGAGUUGAAAUUAAAGAUAGAAUAUUUGACCAGAAAUGAAAGUCUGAUAGCUCGAGCUUUUCAACAAGGUGAAGUUGGACAAGAACUUGUCAAUGCCAUAAAAUCAAUAGAUAUGGGUAAACUUAACGAAAUGAAGACCUUCGAAGAAUUAGAGCCCCAAAAACUUCAACAAAGAGUAUUGCGUAAAAGUUACACUUCGCAAGAGCAGUCUACAGAAAAUAAGCCAGCAAAGAUUUCGGUGCAAACGUACUUAGCUAGUGAGCCUCACCUGCUUCAAGACAUUCAAAAAUCUAACGUGACAACACCUCAAGAUAUAAAUAGUGACAAGAGCGAUUCAUCAAAUAAAUAUUCUUUACCAGCACUGCUGAAUGAUUCAGCUCCUACAAACAAUCACAAAGAAAGUUUACCACCUGUAUUACAAAUGGCACUACAUCGUAAUACCUCAGUGACAAAUUCACCAAAAGAUACACCUGGUUCAAGUCAUGAUAGCCCAUCAAAUUCAUCCAUUACAAGCGCACAUAUUACCCGUAAUCGAAUGGAUGAUCCAACUCACCGUAAUGAUUCCUACGAAAAAAAACCACAAAAAAAGUCACCUAUCGUGAUGACCACAAAUGCGAUUCCCCUUCUCCCAUCCCCCUAUGCAAGCAUUGACGAAUUUGUACUGGGGGAUGUUAGAAUAUCUAUUGAUAAAGCCAGCAGGUUGCAUCAUAUCUUUGUGACUAAAUAUCUUCCCUAUUUUCCUAUACUAUCUUCAGAAUCUGCAACAGAAUUGUACUCACAAUCUCAGCUUUUAUUUUGGACUGUAAUGUUAACUUCAUGUCUUUCUGAUCCGGAACCAUCCAUGUAUAUCAAGCUUUCGUCACUUAUAAAACAGCUGGCUAUCGAAACAUGCUGGAUACGCACACCAAGAUCAACACAUAUCUCACAAGCACUUUUGAUCUUAUGUAAUUGGCCAUUACCUAACCAAAAAGUACUGGAUGAUUGCUCGUAUAGAUUUGUUGGUUUGGCUAAAUCACUUUCAUAUCAGUUAGGUUUACACAGAGGUGAAUUCAUUUCUGAAUUUACGAGAACUCAAACUUCAAUGCCAAAUGCAGAAAAAUGGAGAACAAGAACAUGGUUGGGUAUUUUUUUUUCAGAACUCUGUUGGGCAAGUAUCUUAGGCUUGCCACCCACUGCGCAAACUGACCAUUUAAUUGAAAACGCACGUAUGAGUUUGGAUGAAGAGGAAGAAACAACUUUUAAUGAUGAAAAAAGGGAAAACUUAGACAAAGAAGGCACACCAGGUAGUAAUAACAAGGAGCAUACUUUCAAUGCUGAAGUCAAGAGCAAGUCCACUAAAAGUAAAGACAACGACAAAUUGAGUGGGAGUCCCAGCCCACAAAAAGAAUAUCGUUUACCUCCAAGAUUUCGUCGUUUGAUCUGUCUGGCCAGCUUCCAAGCUAAGCUUUGCAAAGUUAUGGGUUCUAGCGUCGCAAGUCCCGAUGGUCUUAUGGAGCCAAGAGACCGUGCCAGUUCGUUAGCGAUUCUCGAAAGAGAACUUGAUUUCUCCAAUAGAAAGCUUCAUUUUGAGAAGGACGCUGCUGUUCACAUUUAUUACCUUUACGUUAAAUUAAUGAUCUGUUGUUUUGCAUUCCUGCCAGAUACGCCUACAGAGGAUCAAAGUCAAUACGUUACUGAGGCUUACCUUUGUGCAACAAAAAUUGUUUCUUUACUAACGAGUUUAUUGGAAACUCAGCAGUUGAUUGAGCUACCGAUUUACGUCAGACAUAGUGCUACUUUUGCCGCAUUAAUACUUUUUAAAUUGCAGUUAACGCCACUGUUAUUGAACAAGUACUUGGACUCUGCACGUCAAUCUAUUGUAACAAUUCACAGACUUUAUAGAAAUCAACUUAGUGCUUGGGCUACGGCGGUGGAAAAUGACAUAUCGAGAACCGCUAGCGUACUGGAGAAGUUGAACUUUGUCCUUAUCACCCACCCCACUGUUUUCGUGGAGGAAGAAGGAAUAAUAUGUCGAAUGAGAUCACAUCUUACAGAUUCUUUAUUUUACGAUUUAGUGUGGUGUAUCCAUGAAGCAAGGAGAAGGGAAAUGGAUCCUAAAUAUAAUCAAGAGGCAUUGGAAAAAGCGGAAGCUAAACGAAAGCAGAGGGGAAGAUAUUAUCCAUCGGGUUCUUUGGACAGAAAGCUUCUUCCAUUACCUUUUUACAAUCAGAUAUCAAAAGAAGAUUUUGAGACCAUUGUACAAACGACGCCAGGAGGAACUGCGGUUACUACACUGGUUCCCACAAAAAGCGCUCUCAGUCACGCAAAGAAAUUAGCAGAAACAAACCAAGGACCUGAUGGAGCCAUCAUUGAAAUAAACGGUAUACCGUUGUCUAUGUUGGACGAAACAGGUAGUGUUAGCUUGCCAAGUGUAGAAAAUCUGGAGGUGAUGCGAAAAAGCGGCGGCAAGCCUCCAGAUCAAGUUACAUCUCACAAGAGUAGAACGCCUUCCGAAUCUUCAAAGCGGUAUGGCAGUGCUACUAUAAAUUUUGCGGAAGCUGCCAAGCAACGUCCAACCUCUGCACUUUCAAACAGAAGUAAAUCACAUGCUAAUGGAGUCACGAAUAACUAUUCACUUGAUAAACAUGCAGAAUCUCUAGCUGCACAGCCACUAUUUAUAGGUGAUACAAGCAUGCAGAGAUCAAACAGUACCCCUGCUGCGACGCCGAUCCAACUAAGCUCAUAUGCGCAGGGCAGAAGAAAAACUGGCUCACGAGAUCACCCUAAUUCUCUGUUCAUGAUGAACAACUCAUUGUCAUCUAAUCUUUCGUUAAACAAGUCUUUUCCAUUGCCCUUAGAAGCAGGUAGUUCCAAAGAGCAGCCCGCAGGUACGGCGCGUGUGCGAAGUCCUAUGGUUAGGGAAUCAGUUUCGAAUAGUUAUUCCAAUUUAAAUCUUUUUUUGAGUAAUAAUGGUCUGCAGCCCAUGACCGCCGCGGAAGGUCAAAAUGAUUCCACCAAAGCCUUCAAUCAAUCAUCAGACUUGAAUAGUUUCUUCCAGCAACAGAGCACAGGAUGGAUAGAGGGCAGCUCCAUAAAUGACGACUUUUUGGGGUGGUUUGAUAUGAAUAUGGAACCUGAAUUCUAG
Messenger RNA from Zygotorulaspora mrakii, 3612 nucleotides. It is a transcript of the gene SEF1, whose product is annotated as Sef1p. NCBI's taxonomy places the organism in Eukaryota, Fungi, Ascomycota, Saccharomycetes, Saccharomycetales, Saccharomycetaceae. The record is from RefSeq and is a predicted model, not a curated record. Gene Ontology annotation, molecular function: transcription cis-regulatory region binding; zinc ion binding; DNA-binding transcription factor activity, RNA polymerase II-specific. The transcript has a single exon. Bases 1 to 3612 code for a protein of 1203 amino acids. Gene Ontology annotation, cellular component: nucleus. Gene Ontology annotation, biological process: DNA-templated transcription; regulation of DNA-templated transcription.